UCGGGGUUUUGCCAAUCCGAAGCCUUCCUUCGUGCAUCGAUUCCUCUCGUCCGACCCAUUGUCGUCAAAUUCCUCGCGCGUUUUCCUGCGCUGGAGCAUUGGCGAUGGAGUGGAAAUCAAUUUGGGCCUCCUCGUCGUCAGAUCUGUUGGAAAUCCGGCCCAGCCCGAGCAGUGAGUGAGUGAGUGAGUGAGUGAGUAAGAGAGAGAAGGCGCACGAACGAUUCCACCUUCGACGGAAGACCAAUUUGCUGGAGCUCGGGCUCGUGUUUCCAGUGUGCAUCGCGUCAUUGGUUACUCGGGCGAAGAGAAGUGAUGAGAAGCAUGUUCUUGCGCGGCGCGCGCGUCGGACAUUUGACGUUCCGUGAUGGGAGCCAUGACGAGAUAAAUACGACGAGGAUGCGGAUCAUGUUCUAGGCUGCUUCCGUGCCGCAUCGGGUGUGCCGCCGGUUGAGGAUUGUGUUCUUGAGAGAUCGGUCGUAGCCAUGGCAGCUUGGAGAGCACUGAUGCAAGAGGCGUGGGAGCGGUCCGUAGUGUUUACGCAAUUUCUCUGCUUCCUUCAUGUUUUCUCCAAUCACGUUUGCCAAGUCCACCAGUGUUUAGGGCCUAGUAUGCUGCCAACAUUCAACGUGGCUGGAGACAUCCUACUGCUAGAGCAUCUGUCGGUCAAGUUCGAAAAGGUUCGGUCCGGGGAUGUGGUGAUGGCGAGAUCUCCCGUGAACCCUCGGGUGAUGGUAUGCAAGCGCGUCUUGGGACUCGAAGGAGACCGUGUGGUUGUUCUUCCGACAAAUAGCAAGGGCCACAUACGACAUGUUGUGGUACCGAAGGGGCAUGUCUGGUUGCAAGGCGAUAACAUCUAUAACUCUACAGAUUCUAGGCAUUAUGGACCAGUUCCUUACGCCCUCAUUCAGGGCAAAGUUUGUUACAGAAUCUGGCCUCUGGAAGGAUGGGGCCCUGUUCUCAACCGAGAACCAUAAGUUUGAUUCGUGACAGCAUUAUGGAUGCCUAUUUCAAAUCGCUGGACUUCAAUGGAGCACGACAUUUGCCUGCUCAACAGUUUUGUCUUUGGCUACAGUCAGUGAAGACCAGCAUCCCGAGAAUGUCUCUGCUCUCGAGCUUUUGUUAGUCAAUAGGAAGCGCAUCUCAAAAUUCCUCUGACGGGUUAACGUUCUCUGUUGGAAAAGUUGUUUCCAGCAAGAGAAUCAGAGGUCAAAGAAUAUCAUCAUUCUUGGGACGCGCAUGUCAUUUAUUUUUGGUUUGAGGUAGGGUUCCACUUUAGUCGAAGAGUUCGAAUCGCAUUGGCUAUUUGGUCAUUUGUGCGGCUAUUGUACAGGAGACACUGUGAACUGGAUAUCUUCACCGUCAGUGACUGGUUGAGGUGACUCGGAGAGAGCACCUGUGCUUUUCAAUCACACCUUUUUAUUGCUCU
Marchantia polymorpha subsp. ruderalis is the source of this 1426-nucleotide messenger RNA. Lineage: Eukaryota; Viridiplantae; Streptophyta; Marchantiopsida; Marchantiales; Marchantiaceae. The record is from the annotation of a GenBank genome assembly.